GAAUCGGACACCAUUAGCUAGCUGUCUGUUUCCAAGGGCAUGAAAGCCGUCAGGGUUUUUUCUUUAAGGUUCUUUUGCGUUUACGUUGCUUAAGGCACAGCGUUAGCAUAAUGUCAUCCAGCGGUUGUUUCAUGUACUUCGCUUAUGGCAGUAAUUUACUGAAAGAGAGACUGCAGCUGAAAAACCCAUCAGCUGUGUUUCACUGCGUCGGCAGAAUCCAGGACUACAGGCUGAAUUUCGGUCUUUCGGGCGACCGCACUAACUGCGCUUGGCACGGUGGGGUGGCCACCAUACAGGAGAGUGAAGGAGACGAGGUUUGGGGAGUCGUGUGGAGGAUAGAUAACCAAAACCUGCCCAGUUUAGACAGACAAGAACAGGUUCAUGAAGGUGUGUACAGCCCAAUAGAGAUCAAAGUAGAAAUAAAAGAGGAGGUGCUUCUCUGCCGGACAUACAAGAUGAACAAUCUCAGACCCUGUCCACCUUCACCACAGUACAAAAAGGUUGUGUGUUUAGGGGCUCAACAGAGCGGCUUGCCUCAAAACUACAUACAGAAGCUUCUGGCACUGGAGACAAACAACUACAGCGGCACUUCAAUAUUAGAUCAGAUUACAGACAUCCAGAAAUGACCUGCAGGAAAUUAACUAUUCUUUAUAUAUAUAUAUAUAUAUAUAUAUAUAUAUAUAUAUAUAUAUAUAUAUAUAUAUAUAUACUCAGACUUUAACCCAAUGCUAGGCGCAUGUUGGGUUGAAAUCUAUUGUAGUAAGAACUGAACAGAAGACACACUGAUUCUCAUAAACAGAUUGUAAUAAUAUUAUAUAAAACGUGGUACCAGUAGAAAUGUCAUUUCUGAAGAAGAAACCAAAGACUGGAAUACCAAAUACUGGAUCAUUCUGUAAAGUUGCAAAAACACAAGUGUGUGUUCUGGUCACUAUGAAUUCUGUGUCUGUUGAUUCUGUUGAAUGUGAUUGAAUGUCUGAUUGAA
Molecule: messenger RNA, 982 nt
Organism: Carassius gibelio (silver crucian carp)
Lineage: Eukaryota; Metazoa; Chordata; Actinopteri; Cypriniformes; Cyprinidae
Gene: ggcta
Product: gamma-glutamylcyclotransferase a
Exons: 4
Coding region: 111-626 (171 amino acids)
Molecular function (GO): gamma-glutamylcyclotransferase activity
Source: RefSeq, a predicted model, not a curated record